UUACAUCUUUGUUCUGGACCAUCUUGACUUAAACUGUGCAAGCACCAGCACAGCGCACUCGGACCUUUGACUGCUGAGGCGGCGAGCACGAUGUUGAGGAUCCUGCUCCUGGUUCUGUGUGUUGGAAGCUUGGAGGCCUGGUUCUGGAACGUUGCCCCCGAGCCCACCACGCAGCCCACAACAAGUGCUGCCACAACACCCAAUGGCACAAAGAAGGUGGAAGACGAGGAUGAGGAUUUGUCAGGCGUGGGAGAAGAAAUCGUCAACGUGGCCACUGGAAUCCGUAACUUGGUCAAGGCAUGGGAUGUGACCACGAGCCCUGGGCCUACUCAAGGUUCCCUGAAGGUGGAGAGCGCUGACCCAAACAUUACGGGUAAUACUGACGGGCUCAGAGUGGGGACUGGGGACGAAGGGUCUGGAGUUUGGGAUGGUGAUGCUUCUGGAUCAGGAUCGGGGUCCAGGCAAAAUCUUGGAUCUGGUGUAGAGUCAGUGAGCAUCCAUCCAAGUAACUUAAGCUUUGCAAACAACGGGACUCUAGGUGCUGGUUCUGAUCCAUUUUGUCUGCCCGUGCCCUCUGUUUGGCACAUGUGCUCCAGAAAACACCCACAGUUCUUCACAUUACCUAAUUAUUUCAACCACACGUCUGUGGAGCAGGCGGGGGCGGCUCUACGGGAGUGGGUGCGGCUGACCCCGACGGGCUGUCACCAACGCAUAGAGUGGUUCCUGUGCCUCUUGCUGGUGCCCAGGUGCCCCUCGCCCACCACCGCACUCUUGCGCCUGCCCUGCCGCAGCUUUUGCCACCAAGUGCAGGACAGCUGCUGGGUGUCGUUGGACAGUGCGCAGCUUCCGGUGGAGUGUGGCCUCCUGCCUGUGGGGGCGGAGGAGCCUGGGCGCCCUCCAUGUGUGUCUGUUAGUUACUCGAAAGAGCACAGCAGUUUGUCUCUACUCCAGCUAAUUGGAGAUCCGCCACCUGAUGAGAUAGGUCGGGUCAUCGGGCCGAGCGGGACCCCGGCCUACAUCUUCACUUCUGCCGGUGUGUCGGGCCAACCGGCUCUGGCCCACGUACCCAACCCAUUCUACCGCCACUUUUCCCUCCUCUUUCACAUCAAGCCGUCCACUUCGGCCGCCUCCGUCCUCUUCGCCGUCACCGAUGGGCCCCAGAGGCUUAUGUAUGUGGCGGUCAAGCUCAGCGCCGUGCAGUGGGGCCGGCAGAGGGUGCGGUUUUUCUACACCGAGCCAGAUUCUGAGGCGUCGUACGAGGCCGCCAGCUUCGAUGUGACGAGCCUGGUGGGCAAAUGGUCUCGAUUCUCGCUGUCUGUCUUUGAGGAGCAAGUGACCUUCUACCAGGACUGUGAUUCAGCGCCACGGGUGGUAAAGUUUGAGCGGUCCCCGGACCCCAUGGAGCUUGAUGCAGGGGCCGGGAUCUUUGUCGCUCAGGCUGGGGGGGCCGACCUGGACAAGUUUCAGGGUGAAAUUGCUGAGCUGAGGCUUGUGGGAAACUCUCGGGCUGCCGAGCGCUUAUGUGACGACAUCGACGACGACUCCGACGCUGCCUCUGGCGACUUUGGCAGCGGUGAAGGCGUCAGGAGGCAGACGGGAGGCAAAGUAAAGACCACACCUGCAUCUUUCAGGCCAGUGCCCGAGCCCCCAUUGAUAGCCUCAAAAGGAGGCAGACUUAAAGAAACAGGUUUAAGUGGUGCUAAAGGAGAGAAAGGUGACAGAGGAGAGAAGGGCACCCUGGGGGACAGAGGCCAUGCGGGGCCAAAGGGAGACCCUGGUUCAGGCUUUUCCUCACAAGCUGGAGGUGUUGGCCAAAAGGGAGAAAAGGGAGAUAAGGGUAGUACAGCGUUUGGAAGUAAGGGAGAGCGUGGCGCACAGGGCCUCCCGGGUCCCCCCGGGCCUCCUGGAGCUGCAGCCGAGGUAGUCCGGAUUGGGGAUGGCUCUUUAAAGCAGCAGGUGGCUGGACCCCUUGGAACUCCGGGCCGAGAUGGAUUGCCUGGUCCACCAGGAGCUGAUGGAUUGCCUGGGGAUCCAGGAGAGGAUGGGAAAACUGGUCCCGCGGGGCCGCAAGGAUUCCCAGGAACUCCUGGAAGUCCUGGUCCCAAAGGAGAAGAGGGUGAGCGGGGCGAAGGUCAACCUGGACCCAGAGGUCCCCCAGGGCUUCCAGGACCUCCUGGACCAGGAACUGGAAAUCGACCAACAUUUGUUGACAUGGAGGGCUCAGGAGUCCCAGAAUGGGAGAAGAUCCGGGGUCUUGUUGGUCCUCCAGGGCCCCCAGGCCCUCCGGGCCUUCCUGGGGUCCCUGGUACAUCAGUUGCACUUGGAUCCAAUGAUCUAGUUGCCUUUGGACCACCUGGAAGGGAUGGGGUCCCAGGUCCACCUGGUUCUCCUGGGGAUCGUGGUCUACCAGGUCAACCUGGGCUCAGAGGAGAAAAGGGCGACAAUGGUGAGCUCAACUCUCAGGGAAGAGCUGGCGAGAAGGGUUCUCGUGGUAACCCAGGACUGCCGGGAACACCAGGACAGACUGGGCUAGCAGGGCUUCCAGGUCCCAUGGGCCCAGUUGGACCCCCAGGGCAACCAGGGCCACCUGGGCCGCCAUACCCCUUUGGCUCUGCUGACCAGGAAGACUUUGAGGGAAAUGGUGGAUCACGGAGACUCAGUGGCCCACCAGGACCACAGGGUCCUCCAGGUAAUUUAGGUCUACCGGGCAGACCAGGUUUACCAGGAACCAAUGGCAACAAAGGAGCAGAGGGAACAAGAGGUCCACCUGGAAUUCCAGGUCUGGAUGGAUUUCCAGGACACCUAGGGCAGAAGGGAGAUAGAGGAGACAAGGGGGAACAAGGUCUGCCAGGGCGCGACGGUGGGCCAGCUGGUCCUCCAGGGCCUCCGGGACCUCCAGGACGAAUCAUUUAUCGGAAUGGGGAUUCUGACAACCUUUAUUGGAGUGAAGGGUUGCAGACGGGAGCAGGAAUUCCAGGCCAAGCUGGAUUCCCUGGGCCCAUCGGACCGAAAGGGGAAAAGGGGGACACAGCUCUGCCAGGAUUUGCCCCUAAGGGUGAAAAAGGAGAACCCGGUGUCAUCAUGGGUCCAGAUGGGCGGCCUUUGUACCUGGGGGGCCUGACAGGGAAACCAGGAGAUAUAGGACCCCCAGGCCCAGUUGGACCUCCAGGCUCUUAUGGUCCUCUAGGUCAAAAAGGAGAAUUUGGACUUCCAGGUAGACCAGGUCGACCGGGACUGAACGGCAUCCAAGGACAAAAAGGAGAGCCAGGCGGUGGGUCUGGAGCCACAUACUAUGGUCCCCCAGGUCCACCGGGCCCACCUGGACCCCCUGGACCACCAUCCAGAGGGUAUGAUGACUACUCCAGGUAUUAUCAAGCUACUAAAGGAGAGAAAGGUGACUCUGGAGCACCAGGUUUACCCGGCCUACCAGAUGGUGGGUCAGACCGUGACAUUUACGCAUUUAAGAAUGAGUUGAAGGGUGAAACGGGAGAUCCUGGCUCGAAAGGAGAGAAAGGAGAACCAGGUGGGGGAUAUUACGACCCACGAUAUGGAGGGAGAGCGGUAGGAGUGCCGGGAGUCCCCGGACCUCAAGGCCCCAAAGGGGACUCCAUUGCUGGCCCACCGGGUCCCCAAGGGCCAACUGGUCCACCAGGAAGAGGCUAUGAUGGCCGACCUGGACCACCAGGGCCACCUGGACCCCCUGGUGUCCCUUCCUUCCCUGGACCUCAUAGGGGCACACACACUAUCAGUAUUCCUGGACCACCCGGGCCACCUGGAACACCUGGAAUACCAGGACACUCUUCCGGGGUGACAGUGUUGCAGUCCUAUGAUAUCAUGACAGCCACUGCUAGAAGACAACCUGAGGGCUCGCUGGUCUACGUCAUAGACCGGACAGAUCUUUAUCUACGAGUCAGAGACGGGGUUCGUCAAGUCCAGCUUGGUGGCUAUAUUCCAUUGCCACGUGAGGAUGCUAAUGAGGUUGUAGCAGCGGAGCCCCCACCGGUCGUUCCGUACUCCCCAUACCACAUCUCCAAUGACUCUCACAGUCAUGCAGAGAGGCCGGACCAAGUGAAUCCGGACAGUUUUUCUCAGCCUGACCCACGUCAGUCCAGCCAGCUGUACCCUCCAUACCAAACAAACCCUGAUGGCAGAAACCAAAACCUUCCUGAUCCCAGAUUAUACCACCCUGACACUCGACAUACAUCUCAGCCAGAUCCCCGAUACCCUGCCCCAACAGACCCCAGAUACCCCAGUUACACAGACCGGGUGAAUAACCCAGAUGAUCGAUACCCAGUCCAUCCAGCCCAUGAACACCCACCUUACUACGCUGUAACUCCUCAGCGAAGGCCUCCCCCACCUGUGGCCCAGACUCCGCCCCACCAUCACACAUCAGGGCCAGGGCUCCACCUUAUCGCCUUGAACCAGCCCCAGACUGGAUCCAUGUGGGGCAUCCGAGGUGCUGACUUUUUGUGCUUCACUCAGGCUCAAAGCAUCGGAAUGAAGGGAACAUUCCGAGCCUUCUUGUCCUCAAAACUCCAAGAUCUCCACAGCAUUGUCCGCAAAGCCGACAGAGAACAUAUGCCUAUAGUCAACUUGAAGGAUGAGGUUUUGUUUGACAACUGGGAGGCCAUUUUUAACGAUGGCACAAUGAAGGAGAAUGUCCCUAUCUACUCUUUUGAUGGUAAAGAUGUUCUCCGCGACAGCACAUGGCCUGAGAAGAUGAUGUGGCACGGCUCUGCCACCAACGGUCAGCGGCAGGUUGACGGUUUCUGCGAGUCAUGGCGCAUGAGCAACCACAUACUAAGCGGCAAGGCGUCCCCGCUGCACAGCGGCAGUCUGCUCCAGCAGACCUCCAGCAGCUGCUCCAGCUCCUACGUAGUGCUGUGCGUGGAGAACAGCUAUAUUGGCUAUGGCAGGAGAUAAACACACACAUGGGAUUGAUAGAAACCUGCUUGGGACUAUAAACAUGGUUCAAUUGUUUCCUUGCAAAUACAUGACUUUUUAUUUUUAUUUUUAUUUUACGGUGCGACACAAGGUGAUCUUAUACUGUAUAUGAAACAGAAGUUUCAUGCGGCUCCGAAGAGAAGAUUUAAACGUACAGUUUAAGCAAGGAAUUGGAUGAACAAAUAACUGAACAAGAAAGUCAAUUUGUAUGACUUAACAAUAACAGGGCUUAUUUACUUUUUUAAAAAUGUUUUUUAUUUUUAAUAAGCGUGCCUUUUCUUUUUUACUGUUGUCUUUUUACAAAAGAACUCUAAAUGUAUCCAGCUAAAGUUCAGACAUUAGCCAGGUUGACAUGAUUAAAGUUUGCGCACAUAAAAAAAAAGAAAAGAAAAAAGAUAUAACAAAAACACCUGAAAGCUUUUCUCUCUGUCAUGGGAACAGUAAAUACAGUGCAGUUAGCAACACAUUGUAGCCUUUGUCACAUACACAUGCGAUAACUGCACUUGCACAUCAGACAAUCAACUAAUUUAAAAAAAAAACUGUAAAAAAGUAAUAUCUAGUUUGGCACCUAGGUUUCAAAAGAGGGAACAGAAGAGCUGCUGUCAAAAAAGUGCUUGGCACGAGAAUUUAAUCCUCAUGACAAAUAUUUUUUUCAUUUGCCACUUAUCAAACAGCAUUGUUGCUAUCAUGAUAUAAUUAAAGCCCAAUUGUCCAGAAAA
This is a messenger RNA of Phycodurus eques (leafy seadragon), 5663 nucleotides long. RefSeq names its product collagen alpha-1(XVIII) chain-like. Gene Ontology annotation, cellular component: basement membrane. The record is from RefSeq and is a predicted model, not a curated record. Gene Ontology annotation, molecular function: protein binding. The coding region runs from base 91 to 4923 and encodes 1610 amino acids. The transcript is spliced from 41 exons. Lineage: Eukaryota; Metazoa; Chordata; Actinopteri; Syngnathiformes; Syngnathidae.